Centropristis striata (black sea bass) is the source of this 5411-nucleotide messenger RNA. RefSeq names its product solute carrier family 26 member 2 (gene slc26a2). Gene Ontology annotation, cellular component: membrane. The transcript has 5 exons. Gene Ontology annotation, molecular function: chloride transmembrane transporter activity; bicarbonate transmembrane transporter activity; secondary active sulfate transmembrane transporter activity. The record is from RefSeq and is a predicted model, not a curated record. Lineage: Eukaryota; Metazoa; Chordata; Actinopteri; Perciformes; Serranidae. Gene Ontology annotation, biological process: transmembrane transport. Bases 118 to 2301 code for a protein of 727 amino acids.
CACGGAGCUACAGUGUAAAAUGAAUUUGAGGCGGAAUGAGACUCGGCUGGUCUGAACUCAACCGAAAAUUAUUUUGGUGAAACCGCGACAGACUCCAGCUCAGAUAAGGGCUCGACCAUGACUCACGGCGAUGACUGCUGUACCACAGCAGAAGACGGAGCCGAGAGCGACCAGCAACAGCCUCUCAUUUUGGAAAGAGUGGAGAAGGAAAAGCCAAAAAGCUGGCAAUCCGUCGCGUCACAACGUCUAAAGAAACAUUGCUCGUGCACCCAAAAGAAAGCUAAAUCCAAAAUACUGGGCUUCGUCCCAAUUCUCAAAUGGCUGCCACGCUACCAGCUCAGGGAAUGGCUGCUGGGUGAUGCCAUGUCAGGACUGAUUGUUGGAAUUCUGUUGGUCCCUCAGUCCAUAGCGUACUCGUUAUUGGCCAGUCAGGACCCUAUAUAUGGUCUUUAUACUUCUUUCUUCGCUUCCAUCAUCUAUGCCUUCUUAGGCACUUCUAGACACAUCUCAGUGGGGAUUUUUGGGGUGCUCUGCUUGCUUGUGGGUCAGGUUGUGGAUCGAGAGUUAGCUUUGGCAGGUUACCUCACAGAAAGUAGCGUCCUUAGUGUCAACGACAGUGCCGUCCUGCUGGCUGGCCAGGGGAACGGCACUGUUGAAUGUGACAGAAGCUGCUAUGCAAUAACAGUUGGAACUACGGUUACCUUUACUGCUGGAGUUUACCAGGUGCUAAUGGGCAUUUUCCAGGUAGGCUUCGUCUCCGUCUACCUCUCUGACUCCCUACUUAGUGGCUUCGCAACAGGAGCCUCCCUGACGAUUCUCACAUCCCAAAUCAAGUACCUUCUGGGCCUGAAGAUCCCGAGGCCUCAGGGCUGGUUUACUCUGUUUAAGACCUGGUACAGCCUGUUCACCAACCUGGGAAAAACCAACAUUUGUGACCUAGUGACCAGUUUGGUCUGUUUGCUGAUACUGAUACCUACCAAGGAGCUCAACGACCGCUUCAAAGCAAAGCUAAAGGCUCCAAUCCCCUUCGAGCUCUUUGUGGUGGUCAUUGCUACUCUGGCUUCACACUUUGGCCACUUUAACACUGACUAUGGGUCGGGCGUGGCUGGUGACAUCCCCACAGGCUUCCUCCCUCCGCAGCUGCCGUUGUGGUCUCUGAUCCCAAACAUAGCCGUUGAUGCCUUCUCCAUUGCCAUUGUGGGGUUCGCCAUCACUGUCUCACUGUCAGAGAUGUUUGCCAAGAAGCACGGCUACACAGUGGACGCCAACCAGGAGAUGUACGCCAUCGGCUUCUGCAACAUCGUGCCGUCGUUCUUCCGCUGCUUCACCACCAGCGCCGCGUUGACGAAGACCCUGGUCAAGGAGUCGACAGGGUGUCAGACUCAGAUAUCUGGUCUGGUCACCGCCCUCGUCCUGCUGCUGGUGCUGCUGGUUAUUGCACCACUCUUCUAUUCCCUUCAAAAAUGUGUCUUAGCCGUCAUCAUCCUGGUUAACCUUCGCGGAGCUUUGCGAAAGUUCACCGACAUCCCCCGCAUGUGGCGCACCAACCGUGUUGAUGCUUCCAUCUGGCUAAUAACCAUGGCAACCUCUGCGCUGGUCAACACAGAGCUCGGUCUCCUCGUCGGGGUUAUGGUUUCAGCCUUCUGCGUCCUGGGCCGAACGCAGCAAGCCCAUGUCGUGGAGCUUGGUCGGGCUGCGACCAGGGAGCAUUAUGAGGAUCUGUCGUCUUACCGCGGCCUUCGGAGGCAUCCUGGAGUGGCUGUUUUUAGAUACGAGGCUCCAAUCUACUACGCCAACCAGAGCCUGUUCAAAAAAUCUCUCUACAAGUGUGUCGGGCUCGAUCCUGUGAAGGAGAAAGCCCGGCAAAUUAGGUUCAAGAAGAAGAACAAGCAGCAGGGAGAGGCUGCUGGAGUCCCAGAUAUGAAGUCCAGGGAUACAGAGGGUGCAGGGAAAGAGGGUGGGGUUGAAGAUGGAGCCAACGUAACCUUGAUGCUCGACAAGAAAUCUUCCGGUAGCUUACGCAGUAUUGUGAUCGACUGCAGCGCCAUCUUGUUUCUAGAUACUGCUGGGGUCAAUGCUCUGAAAGAGGUCCGCAAAGAUUACAGAGAACUUGGGAUCAAGGUGAUCCUGGCCCAGUGUAAUACCUCAAUACUAGACUCACUGGAAACAGGGGGAUACUACCCUGAUAAAAAAGAUAGUGAUGGAGGAGAGGACAAAAUUAUAUUCUUCACCAUCGCAGACGCCGUCCGCUACGUCCAAAACCUCUCAGCUCCUAAUGGAGAUUAUGACACCAAAUGCUGAAAAUAUCUAUCCAAAUAUCUUAGUGUACAUGUAUAUUAUGUAUGCUGUUGUACAUCUUAGAUAAUACAGCGUGCCUUGUAAUGCUCCAGGCAUCCAACAUAUAUCCUACAUAAGCUGCAGACAAUUCUUUAUUUAAUACGGUUUCAGAAUAUUACAUGCUGAAAGACUUUCUCAUAACAAAUGUGACCAAAGAACAAAGUACCUAAAGUUAAAAGAGAAACUUUACAGUGGCAAUAAUCUACUUCACUUUGGGUGACAUUUUCUCCUGUUUGCACAGUCACCCAAUCAAACUAUGUAUAUAGGGUUAUUUACAGUCACUUUCUAACUCAAUUUGAAAUUGUGACCCUUAAAUUGAAAAGUUAGGUCAAAUCUUGAGGUACAGUAGCAGUUUAUUUUCCAAAUCUACUGUGUAACACAGUAUGUUUUUUAAUAAUAGUCUAUCACAGUUAUUAAUUCAAAUGUUAACAUCCCUACAAUGUAGUCACAUGCAGAGUGGCUAUAAACCUUUAUUUUAUUUCACAGCAGAGACCAUCGUUAACUAGAAAUAUAUAUAAUUUAGUCAGAGCCCUCGUCUGUAAAUUGCAAUCCUGUAAAGGCAGAUAAUGAUGUUGUAGGUUGAGAUAUGUGCAAAAAAGUGAAAGGUUUGUCAUGGAACUCUUAACUGAUGAAUGAAAUUCAACAGUUUAAUAAUCAUUUGAAAGGGUUACCUCUUAAAUGAAAUGUUUUUAUGUAACAUAAAUCAUAGAUCAAAGUCUCUCUUGCUAUCCUUUUAAAAAUAUUUAUUUUGUACUAUAUAAUAUAUAUAUAGAUAGAUGUAGCUGAUGGUAUGAUUGUCCACAAUGCAGGUUUCUCUAAAACCAGUGAUAAUCAAGUUUGGUUGUUUUUUGUCCAGCAAGAAAAGACUAGUUCAUGUUUACAAAGCCUUGAAGCAGUAAAUGAACACAAACUGUUGAAUGAAUGGGGGAGAGAAUGCUUGACUUGAGCAAACAACAGUAGAAUUUUACAAAAAGCGGUUUACUUUUUGUAUCCUUCAUGUUUCUAAACUGCAGUGCCUUUAGUGAUACCUAUACAGUGCCUAUAUUGUACUAAUGUGUACUGUGAAAGUAUGUUCUCAGUGAAUGUUUCAUAUCAGGUCUUUUGACAAAAGAAUGCCUUUCCCUUUAACUGUUACAACUGGACAAGUUAAAGCAACUACAAGGAAAGUUUUAUUUUGUGUUUAUUUUGAAAUCCCCAGCGACAAAAGCAGUAGUGUUUCAGGGGCACCACAUAUUGUAAAGAUCUUGAUCUGGCUGUGCAUUUUUUUGUUUUGGAAGGGAGUGAAAGAAAGAUGCAACUUAUUUUAAUACAAUUUCCUUUCUUACACGUGGCUACAGUUGUUUAUUUGUGGGUAUGUGACAUUAAUAACUGUAAUAUGAUGGUAAAAAUAAGUAAACUUGUGUAAGCCACCACAAUUUCAUAUAUAGAUGUUAAACUACAUCUCACAAUGUAUUUAAUACAUGAAAUAGCCAUAUUUCACAUACUUGUCUAGGAGGAAGAGGGCCUAAUAAGGAAUUGGUCUUAAUUCCUUUCAAAUCACAAAACUGAGACUGUUUCAUAACCAGUUAAAACUCCUUGUAGUUGCUUUAACUAUUUUUACUUCUUCCAAAGAGCACCAUUAACUCAUGAUCCACAACCUUACUGUUACCAUUAUUUUAUUUCUCCAUAAGUUUUUAUCGGUUACUUCAGGAGAACAAAGGUUAUUUUGAGGAGGAGGAUUUCAUUUUGGAACAAAUCUCCUCCGCUCUGGUAGUUUUUAAAUCCUGACAGUCUGAUACUGAAUGUGUCACUUUGAUGUAGUACUUUAUGUUUGUCUACAGUCCGUGUUUGCUGAGGGCGACAACAAUACUGACUGUUAAUGUGGCUUGGUAAAUAAGUGCCUGGUGAUGAAUGAGGGCAAAGUUUGAGUUAAAGUAAAGCUGUUUUAUACAGUGAAUGUCAUGUGAGACUUGCAUCAAAACUGCUUUCUUGUUCCAAUCAAACGUCAAACUAGCCUAUUUCUUUGUGUGUAAGCGAUAAGAACAACAAACUGUAAGCCAGUUUAUUAUUAAAUAAAUUAUAUAUGCUAUCAUAAUUUAAAUACUGAAGGUUUAUUCAUUUAUAUUUUGCUCAGGGUUAGCUUCAUGGUGAUGUGAUUGGGCUCAUAAUUAAAGGUACCCUGUGAAGUUUUUUCACCUCUAGCAGUACUGUGGAGCAUUUGAGUGUAUUGCUGACUUGUUUGCAUGCAGCUGAUACAAUGCACGUUAGUGUAAAAAAAAUGCAAUACAUUGUCCAAAACAUUGGCUUUGAGUAGGGUUUAUGAAGAAGGAAAUUAACUCGUAUUUGUAUGACCUGAAGGAUGCAAACAAUGCUUUUUGUUAAGCAACACUGACUAUGAAUAUACCUUUUGUUCGUUUAUGCGAAAACUCCACAGGGCACCUUUAAACAAUGUCCCAAACAUUACUGCAGAAGAGCCCGGACGCCCUUGUCUUAAAUAGCCUUUGCUGCAGGGUGUGAGAGUUAAGGGAGGAGAAGUGUUGAAAGUCAGGUAGGCAGCGUAGAAGUAAAAAGCAGAUGUUCUGGAGCUCAAGGGAAUUGCUCUACUGGAGGACUUCUGCAAGGUUAAUACUGUUACAGGGGAUAUAAUCAGGUCAUCUGAGUCCAGAGAAGUGCAAAUUUAUAACAGUCCUCACUAAAGCCUUUUAUGAGAACUUUUUUUUUUUUUUUAAAAGAAUAAGUAUUUAUUUUUAAACCAACAUGUAGCUGUGCACAAAUGCUGUUUUGGGGUUACAGUAGCUAUUUUUCUUUACUUAAACUUUCCUCUAAAUGUUUCUGAUAAUGCAGCUGUUAAUCCUCCUAUCAGACAGAAAGUUUCACAGUACCCAUUCAAUUUUUUUAAUUUUGCCUCACUGGGCUUUACAAUCAAUACAGCUCUGACACCUGGUGUGCUAUGGUGCUUGCUUCAAAUGUGGAAAAUCCAGUGAAACCACAACAGCACCUCAGACUACUGACAUCUCCCCAAUAUUAUCAUGUAUCCCAUAAUUGAAAAUAUUGUUCUGUAAUGCAUUUACAUAUAUUAAAACAUAUGAAAAAUA